Molecule: messenger RNA, 1380 nt
Organism: Gloeophyllum trabeum ATCC 11539
Lineage: Eukaryota; Fungi; Basidiomycota; Agaricomycetes; Gloeophyllales; Gloeophyllaceae
Exons: 10
Coding region: 1-1380 (459 amino acids)
Source: RefSeq, a predicted model, not a curated record
AUGGCUUUCGUGCGAUUCUUGGGCAUAGCUUCAGGACAGAAAGCAGACAACGCAGCACUUAAUGAGAAGGAACUCGAGGCACCCGAGCCUUCGUCCGAGCUACCGCAAGAGGAAGAGAAGGUCCACCACCCGCACCCAGCGUCCGAGUACAUCCUCUGCGGCCAUCCCUCACACAGCACCGCCGCCUCCCCCCUCCCCGCAAUCUCAGAAGAAGACCUCCCGGCCCAAGCGCACGCACACGCACAGGACACCCUCGAAGACAAACUCAUCGAGCUCCCGCGCCCCGUCUACUCCCCCAGCAUCCCUCAGGUCCUCAACAUCGCGCCGCCCGCCCCGCGGCGGCGGCCAACGCUCAAGCGGCGGCUGCAUACCGUGCAGACCGAGCUCGCAGAGCUGCGCGCGCAGCUCAGCCGCUCGCGCGACCUGCUGGGCAGCCUCGAGCAGGACGUGCUGCUGCAGCUGCGCGGCGCGCGGGAGAUGAUACUGGACAAUCAGAGCGCGGUCCUUAGGGCGGAGCAGAAUAUUGGGGGCCUUACGCUGGUGUAUAUGGGCUCGAGAGGCGCGGAGGGGGAGCCGCUGAUGAGGAGGGCGUCUGCUCGCUGUGCUGCUUGUCAUCGGACAGCAAGGGAGAACGAGAUCUUGAAGGAUAUCGUUGCGCUGUAUACACAGCACGUCGAGCCAAUGGAUUUACCUUGCCAAGCGUGGCGAGUAAUCAGAGACUUGGAAGGCGAGCUUGAGACCUAUAUCUACGCAGCUGAGGAGGGCAGGGAUGGCCCGUCUAACCCAUCCAUCACCAUCGUAGCAUUGUUGCCCUCGCCGAGGACAACAAUGAACUUCACCGACCGUGUACGCUCUAUCUUCUCGUCGCUCCGUCACCGCUUCGCAAGGAGGAGGCGCCAUGAAGCCGGUUCUGAAGACAUACAGGACCGCACCAUAGUGACGCGUCCGCCGUCAAGGCUGGGCCAUAGAGAGGAUGAGGGGGAGGAAGAGACAGCACUCCCAUCAGCAUUCGGCCCUGGACAGAGCAGAUAUGGUUCGGCGCCGCGUUGGACAAGGUCCCUACUAUCUAUUAUAUCCGAGGAAGAAGCCGCCCAAGGUCCCGCCGAGCAAGGUCCUGUGCUGGGACUCUCAACAGAGGCCUUGCUAGGCCAAGACCCUAUCGACGAGUGGGACAAUAGCCCGCCGCUUGCACCUGUGGCACAAAUGACUCAUUUGCAAGAGAGGCUGGCUGACGUCCGAGGGUACCUCGGUAGAACGCGAGAGCGUGUAGAGGAGAGGGAGGUACGGGAAAGGCUGAUAGACAGCCAAAACGGCCUGCUGUUGCUGGAGCAGGAGCUGGGCCGUCUUAUAUUGCAGCUAUCGGAGGCGUUGCCGCCAUAG